GUAAUGGACGCCCUCAAAGACUUCUCAAUGGAGAUUCUUGAAUGGGUGCUACACAACUUCUCCUUUGAUACUUCUUCCAAGAUAAGCAUCCUUGGCAUCACACCAUAUCUCAAUAUUCCUUUGUCUACCAAGACCUGGUCUGACAAAUGGGGCAUGGACUUGGAGGAUCUUGUGCCAUUAUUACAGAAAAAUGAGCUCAAUUUUGAUUUCAAGUAUCAGAAACUCGAACGACUUAUCCAUCUAUGUCGAAAAUAUGGGGUGGUUCCAGAGAUUAGAACUGAAAUGGGGUAUCCGCUGCAACUGCGGGUCAUCGAACAGAUCAGCACUUUACAUGCCACACUUGUGGUAUUUGAUAGGUACCAUGAUAAGAAGCACAUAGACUACUAUGCAAAGAAGAUCCGAUGCAACAUGCUGGUCGUGAACCACAACGGCAAAGCUCAACUAAUCAAGAAAGUUAAAUGCGAUGAUAGUCAAGUAGAGUCGUCGUCAUCAUCUUCCACCCCAAAAUGA
Molecule: messenger RNA, 510 nt
Organism: Salvia hispanica
Lineage: Eukaryota; Viridiplantae; Streptophyta; Magnoliopsida; Lamiales; Lamiaceae
Source: RefSeq, a predicted model, not a curated record